AUGGAGAACAACCUCAAGGCUGUAUCACUCACUGAUGGUUCACUGAUGCUUAAUUCAUCGGAUAAUUUGAUUUAUGAGAAAGGCAAAUUAGAGUAUCACGGUAUUAAUGUUUCUGAGAAGGUCAAGUUCCCCUCGAGUAUCUCAUCGAUCAUUACUUUACGAAAGACAUUUCCAUUGACAUCAUUGGAGUAG
Molecule: messenger RNA, 192 nt
Organism: Sclerotinia sclerotiorum 1980 UF-70
Lineage: Eukaryota; Fungi; Ascomycota; Leotiomycetes; Helotiales; Sclerotiniaceae
Exons: 1
Coding region: 1-192 (63 amino acids)
Source: RefSeq, a predicted model, not a curated record